Pocillopora meandrina is the source of this 4498-nucleotide messenger RNA. Lineage: Eukaryota; Metazoa; Cnidaria; Anthozoa; Scleractinia; Pocilloporidae. The record is from the annotation of a GenBank genome assembly.
AUGGAUACCUCUGGAGCAGGCUUUAUCAACGAUCAUGGGUAUUUGAUCAAUUUUAUCGCCAAAAUGAACCAGAUGCGAAAAACUGAGGUGUUAUGUGAUGUCGUGCUAAUGACAGAGAAUGGAAACACAAAGUUCUAUGCGCACAGAGCUGUUCUUGCCGCAAGCAGUGAAUAUUUUUACAAGCUCUACACGGGUACUUCGCUAUCAAGGUACCACAGAGAAACAAUUCUACAAGGCAUAACAGACUCUGUUCUUCAGGUUGUUGUAGAUUACAUCUACUCUGCUCAUAUUGUUCUUACUGAAGUAAACAUUGAAGAGAUACUUUGCGCUUCUUUUCAGCUCGGAUUAGAAUCACUAAAACUUGAAUGUGAGCAGUUUCUCAUUCGUCAUAUUUCCGUCGAGAACUGCAUCAAAAUGACGGCUAUGGCUCGCGUCUACUCAUGCGAGAAACUUCUGCGGGAAGGAAAGCGAUUUAUGCCAGAAAAUUUCUUGGAGAUUCAAAACUCGGAGGAAUUCUUCAAAAUGCCAAAAGAGCAACUGGAAGAAAUUAUCGCAGACGAUGACUUAAACGUGAAAAAUGAGGAACAAAUUUUCAAUUCAAUUUGUGCGUGGACAAACUUUGAUGUUAUUUCAAGGCGUGACUCAUUUUCCGACUUAUUGAGUCACGUGCGACUGCCUUUCAUUGCACGAACCUUUCUGCUCGGCACGAUCGAUAAGGAUCCGUUGGUCACAUCAUCUUCGGUUUGUAAAGAAAUAGUAGCCGAGGCCUUGUCUUACAAAAUGGCUGGCCACAAGGAGAAGAAAUUGCUUCAGAAUGAGAGAACGAAACGGAGGUAAAAUGUGUAGUUAGAGCAAUUUUCGAAUGAUUGUCGAAAUUUAUCUAGAAUUGCAUUGGUUUUGCCUAGCUUCUUUCUGUGAUUGGUCCAGAAAACUCGUGCCACCCUCUUGACAAAUCAGAAGCGAAAGUGAAACCGAUCACGACUCUGUCACCCUCGUUUUCCCGCACUUUAAAUAGUUUGGUUGGUUUUACAGUAAAUUCUCGUUGGCUCUCAAAGAUAUCUUUCCCCCCUCUGAUUGGUUGUUGUUAAGACGCUUAACUGAAAAGUGCUCUAGUCAGAGCUAACUCAUGUUGGUCAUAAAAAUUCACAUUCGCCGUAAAUUAAGUUUGUGUAGGGGGGGUGACCUACUGGUUGGCGCGCCAGAAAUCAGACCGAGAGGUCCUCGAGCGAACCUGGCUGUUGUGUUCUGAUCUUAGGCAAGCAACCGCGAUGAGAUCCGUUUGGAAUGGGUCCCAGGUUCGAAAGACUCAGCUUACGUCUAAAGGUUCCCUAAUAAACAUUUCUUUAUGUUUUUCAUGAUGGUCGGUUCAAAUGUCCUUGAAAUCCUUUGUCUUUUUGAGAAUACCAGGUGGAGGUCUCAGUUGACAGAUGUUAUCAUCCUAGUGGGUGGAGUCAUCGAAAAUGGCGUCCAAGCUUGCUGUCAUUGUUUCAAUCCGCUGACCAAUAAAUGGCACUGCCUGUCUCCAGUGAUUGACAGUCGAUUGAACUUUGGCAUGACCAGGUUACAUCGCUGGUUGUUUGUCGUGGGUGGUUCCACUUCUGGAGAGAAUAUGAAUGUUCUUUCGACUGUAGAAAGGCUGGACCCAAAGUUCAACACUUGGGAGAAAGUCGCCUCACUUACGUCAGGUAAAAGUGGUAAACCGAUUUAUAAGAAAGGUCUGGGAAGAAAAGUGCUAGCUUUCUUGAGAUGCUAUAUGCUCUAUGAAAAUGAAUUCGGUUCUGUAGUUAGUCCUAUGCUAACUCAAGAGCUGUUUUACCCAGGGGAGGAAGAAGAACGUACAGAGAGAAGAAGGAUCAAGGGUAGGAAAACUUAAACACAAGGAUGAAAGCAACAAAGUAUGAAAGCAGACAGCAUAACCCUAACACACCAAUUCUAGCCAAAAGAUCGAUUCAGAACAGGAAUAUCUUUCAUCGCUGAUGACCUCUAAGUUAAUUGUCAUAACAAGGAAUAAGAAAUAUCCGUUUUUGUUUUGUUUGAUUUCCAGGUCGCUUUAACCACGAGACCAUCGAGCUCGAUGGGAAAAUCUACGUCGUGGGAGGGGUCCUGGGAAACAGUAAUAAAGAGCAAACCAUGGAGUGUUAUGAUCACGUGACUGAUUCUUGGUCCUCACUGUCCUCACCCCGUCAGACCCGUUAUACACACUGCGCUGUUUCUUUGGAUGGAUAUAUCUAUGUUAUUGGAGGUAUAGUUCGACUCUAAAUGAUAAAAUACUUCUUACCAAACUGACUAAUUCGAGUUUCCUUUCUUGUCGAUUGUAUACCUCUUAAUUCUUUGAUAGCUUCAGAAUAAUUUUUUACUUUCCAACAUUUUGUUUUAGCAUUAAAUGUUAAGAUUUAGGCAAAUUGAGGUGACACUAGACCCUUGAAUCAUAUUAAAAAAAAAAGCUGCAAAGGGAUUAUCUUAACAUGCCGACUGCAAUUCGAUCGGUAAAGGUCCAAAGGUGUAGAUUCCAUUUUAAUAAGGCACAUAACGCUAAAACCAUAUGGUAGACUUUUACCCCACGAAAAAAAUUAUUAGAGAUUUUUGAGCAAAAAUAAGCAUGUUUACAAGGUUAAAAAAAGAAAAUGUUUUGCUGUAUUGAUUGAUUAAAGAACAAGUAUAACAAACAAAGAAACCGACGAGAGCCUUAGUAGAACACUCUCUUCAUUUGAUUCCACAACGAACAUUCAGCUGUGAAGCUCUUAUUAUAACAUUCUCCUAAAGGAAUAUCCAAAAAUAACACAGUCCUGAAAACAGUAGAGAGAUAUGACCCGCAUCAAGCUAAAUGGACCCGUGUGGCUAAUCUAAACACGCCGCGAAGCGGAGCAUGCACAGUGGUACUCUCAGGUCGGAUCUACGUCAUGGGAGGCGGGUCAGAUUUUCGCAACAUUUUGAGUUCCUGUGAGAUUUACGAGCCAAGCAGAAAUAAAUGGACCUACGGGAAAGGUAAGUGGAAUUUCGUUUCAAAUAUUUCAGUACUUGAAGUUACCAACUUUCCGUAGGUUAAAACAUAAAUUCAGCUUAUUUGUAACAUAUCGACGUUCUCGUCACUCGCAUGCGUGAGCUCUGAGAACUAGAUUGAUAUCAUUGUUGACUCGUUUGAUAAGUGUUAGGAGAAACCUAACCAUUGUGUUUGCUAAUUUAAGCAAAACCCUUGAAACUUGGCUUUCUCGCUGACUGUAUUUCCUAUUUCGUAUCUUGUAACAUCAAUCUGACAAAUCUGGAUACUAAAUCAGACUUGGCAGACAAACUUUUCAAAAAUUGAAGAGAUUGGAAUUUAAAAAAGGCGGACAUUGCCAGGAAAUAAACCAGAAGAAAGCUUUUCAAGUUUGCACUAUUUUACGUCAUUGAAAAAUUAAGGAUAUCUUAAAUAAGACUCUCCAUUUCCUAAAUUAGACAUGAACACCAAGCGUGACCGCGCAGGCGCAGCAGCAUUUGGCGGGAAGAUCUACGUGUUCGGUGGUUCUUAUGGUCACGUGGCAGUGACAUCAGUGGAGUGUUAUGAUUGGCGGGUAGACCAGUGGAACAUCAUAACAGAGUUACCUUACCCACGGUACGGGUUUCGCUGCACAAAGACUGUCGUCAGUAGGGACAUGAUGGCGGAGGUUCUUCCUCUAAAGCCGAAAGAACCUGCCCAGGAAAAGUUGAUCUAGAACAGGCGUAGAUCUACGUAAAGAUUUUUUUUCACCAUGCAGCAUAAGCAUUUCUUGAAAUGUUAACUCCUUGGAUUUUAAGGUUUUUUCUCCAUCCGCAAAUAUAAGCUUCAUUAAUCUACGCGGUUUUGUGCGCGCUCAAAAGUAAUGAGCGGCAAAGUCGCAUCUGGGUCAGUAUCCACACUCCUAGUGUAUCUUUACUUGAUAUUUUGCAUCCAAACUUCACGCAACUUUGCGGCUAAGAUUCAUGGCUCGGCCGCUACACACCAAAAUCCCACACAAAACCACUAAAUAGGCAGUCUAAAGCUUCCGCAGGAAAAAUGAAACCUUUCAAAUGCAACACCACCAAAAUUUACGGCACAUCUACAUAUUGGUCCAAUAAAACCCUCUUGGAGGUGGGUUUCUUCCCUGAUUAAUCAUUUAGGAUAUUCGCAUUCUUAACUGAACUUUCGGCGAUAAAUUUGGGACAAAACUUAAAAUUCUCAGUAUUCAAAUGAGACAUUGAUGCUCACCGGAAGUAUAGCAUUGAUUGAAAACUGCUUUUCCGGUACAGGGUAACGCCCACUUUUAAAUUACUAUCUAUGCAAUAUAAGUGACGCCUGUGGUUCUGAUAUCUGUCUAUUUGUGAGGUGAGUUCAACAUUGCUAUAUUGCAGUUUUCAUCAGCUCUAAGACUUUGAAAUGCAAAUCAUAUGAGGAACAUUGGACGUUUCAAACAACACAUAAUCACUGAGGAUUAUUAUCCGAGAAAUCUAAAAGUAGGAAUAUUCGGACAAAAUUUCAUCACAAAACAGAAAUAGUUAGAAG